AGCGCGGACCAAUCGGCGCGCCGCUGCUCUGCGAGAGACGCUGGCUCCUCUGAAUAAAACAGGAAGCCGUGCCAGUGAGUCUGCGAAUGACCACGAACCCCCCCUCGGAGGAGCAGAGAGAGAGAGAGAGCCGCCAUCGGAUAUACUGAGUCCUCGCUGUGGAUUAUUUCGCGUUGGCACCGGGGCGCGCGCACGGAAUGGAUAAAGCCGCGGGCCCCGCGCACUGAAGGGCUCGCUGCGGCUGCUGCUGCUGGUGGUGGGAGGCGGGCAGGGGGACGGGGGACGGACGCGCAACGCGGAGACAAUUUAUGGAGCAUUGUGCGGGGGGGGGAGCAAAAUGGUGGAUUAUUAUUUGCACCGUGUCACCAGAAGCGUGGAUCUCCUCUCGUAAAGACACUGAUCCAACAGUCUCGGCCCUGUCCGCCGCGCGGAGCUCGGGUCUGCGUUAGCGGCUAGGUAGGUAGGUAGGGGAGCCCCCCCCCCCCUCUCCAGCUCCAUAUCCCCGAGACUACUUGUGUUGCUCUCUCUACAUGUAGGAUCUGCCCCGUGUCGGUUCCACGAGAGUCCCAUUUUUUUUUUGGAGGAGAACAAUAAACACCGGAUUACCGGAGCGAUGGAUUUCAACAACAGCGGCGGCGGCAACGAGCUGCACAACAACCAGUUCUACCAGUGCGAGGAGAGCAAGCCUCUGCUGGGGGAGAUGUCGGAGGGCAACAACAACAACACCAAGCUGAGCGCGGGGGGGCACCCGGGCAAGAGGUCCCUGCACCACUGCAGCGGCGGCAUGCGCUACAAGCUGCUGCACGAGGGCGACAUCCAGGUGUGCGUGGUCAAGCACCCGCGCACCUUCCUCAGCAAGAUCCUCACGUCCAAGUUCCUGCGCAGGUGGGAGCCGCACCACCUCGCGCUCACGGACAGCAGCCUGACGUCGGCCACCCCCACCGGUUACAUGGAGGCUUCGUUGUCCUACAGCUCCAUCGAGGACCUGCAGCUCCUCUCGUGGGACAACGCUCCCAAGUACUGUGUGCAGCUCAGCUUCCCCGGCGGCACCGUCCUGCUGCAGGCUGCAAACAGCUACUUAAGGGACCAGUGGUUUCACUCCCUGCAGUGGAAGAAAAAAAUCUACAAGUACCGCAAGGUUCUGAACAACCCGAGUCGCUGGGACGUGGUGCUAAAGGAGAUCAGGGCGCUGGUGGACAUGGCUCUGACCUCACCGCUGCAGGACGAGUCCAUCCACCAGGCUCCUCUGCACAUCAUCUCCACCCUGCUGGCUGAGAAUGCUAAUCUCAGCACCCAGGACCAUGAGAACAUCAUUGUGGCCAUUGCUCCUCUUCUAGAAAACAACCACCCACCACCUGACCUGUGUGAGUUCUUCUGUAAGCACUGUCGGGAGCGGCCGCGGUCCAUGGUGGUGAUCGAAGUGUUCACUCCUGUGGUCCAGAGAAUCCUCAAACACAACAUGGAUUUUGGAAAGUGCCCUCGACUUCGUCUCUUCACUCAGGAGUACAUCCUGGCUCUCAACGAGCUGAAUGCUGGGAUGGAGGUCGUCAAGAAGUUUGUCCACAGCAUGCACGGGCCGACGGGGCAGUGCCCUCACCCACGCGUCCUGCCAAACCUGGUGGCAGUGUGUCUCGCCGCCAUUUACUCCUGUUACGAGGAGUUCAUCAACAGUCGGGACAACUCCCCCAGUCUGAAGGAGAUCAGAAACGGCUGCCAGCAGCAGAACGAACGGAAACCCCCGAUGCCGCUCCGUCUGCUGCGCCCCGGGCCUCCGACGCCGCCACCACCCGCCGCCACCCUCCUGCCUCUCUCCGCCAUCCCCGGCCCCGCUCAGCCACCUCCGUCGCCCCCCUCACACUCCGCCCCGUCCAAUCCCUUCUCCCCGACGCCCGCCUUGCUGCCCCUCUCCCCUCCGCCCGCCUCCGUCGUCAACUCCAGCGAGAUCCUGGUGGAGCUGGAGCGGAACAACAACUCGGCCAACGCCAGGCGGAAGGGCAGGCCGCCGUCGGGGGGCAACAGCGAGCCCAACCUCAUCGACUGCCUGCUGGUCAGCCCGGCCGUCAACACGCUGUCCAUCCAGCUGCCAGCGCAGGCUGACCGGGUGCUGGGCUGCUUCGCUCUCAUCCUCAAGAUGCUGUCGGACUAUGAUGACUGGAGGCCUGCUCUCGCCAGCCUGCUGCAGCCCAUCCCCUUCCCAAAAGAGGCCCUCGCUCACGCCAAAUUCACAAAGGAGCUGAAGUACGUCAUCCAGAGGUUUGCAGAGGACCCGAGGCAGGAGGUGCAUUCCUGCCUACUCAGCGUGCGGUCGGGGAAAGACGGCUGGUUCCAGCUCUACAGCCCAGGGGGCGUGGCCUGUGAUGACGACGGGGAGCUGUUUGCCAGCAUGGUCCACAUCCUCAUGGGCUCCUGCUACAAGACCAAGAAGUUCCUGCUCUCGCUGGCUGAAAACAAGCUGGGCCCCUGCAUGCUGCUGGCCCUGCGUGGGAACCAGACCAUGGUGGAGAUCCUAUGUCUGAUGCUGGAGUACAACAUCAUCGAGAACAAAGACACCCAGCUGCAGAUCAUCUCCACCCUGGAGAGCACCCAGGUGGGCCUCCGCAUGUACGAGCAGCUCUGCGACCGACAGAGAGAGCUCAAAGAACUGCAAAGGAAAGGAGGCCCCACCCGGCUGACUCUGCCCUCCAAGUCCACGGACGCAGACCUGGCCCGCCUGUUGAGUUCCGGUUCUUUUGGGAACCUGGAGAACCUGAGCCUGGCCUUCACCAACGUCACCAGUGCCUGUGCAGAGCAGCUCAUCAAGCUGCCCUCACUCAAGCAGCUCAACCUGUGGUCCACACAGUUCGGCGAUGCCGGGCUGCGGCUGCUGUCCGAACACCUGGCCGGCCUCCAGGUGCUGAACCUGUGUGAGACGCCCGUCACCGACGCCGGCCUGCUGGCGCUCAGCUCCAUGAAGAGUCUGUGCAGUCUGAACAUGAACAGCACCAAGCUCACAGCGGACACCUACGAGGACCUCAAGGCCAAACUGCCCAACCUGAAAGACGUUGACGUCCGGUACACGGAGGCCUGGUGAUCAACCACCCAGCCCUCACACACACACACACACACACACACACACUGCACACACACACAUUGCCCACAGGCUCAGACCACAUCACAUGAAAAUGAUGUUGUGAUUCCAUCGUUGGACCAGGAGCUCUGCCGUCAUGUGACCACAACAUCUCUGACUCGGAGGAGGAGGAGCCUUUGUCAUAUUUGGACGUCUUGCCAGGCAGGAACUUUCUAGUCGACGUCCCUUUUUUUUAAAGAAACCUUUAUGGACCUCGCCGCCCCCAUCACCAACAUAGAGGAAGACCUGGGCCCUCCUCUCUCUCACGCCAUGAAGGCUGAAGACACGAGCAGCUCACAUUCCAGUUCUUCUCUGAUUCGCUACGUAGCUCUCCAAAAAACGACCGUGUUGAACUGUCCUGCCCCCCCCCAACCUCUCUCUCUCGAUCUCUCACUCUUGCUCUCGCUCUCUCGGUUUCGGUUUUCAGGUUUCCGUUUCCGUCUCAUUUGUUUUUUGGAGAAAUUAAGGUGCCAUUCUCCGAGAGAAGAAGAAGAAGAAGACUGUGCCAGUUCCUCUUAACACGACGUGUUCACACACAUCAAAAAGGAAAGGGGAAAAGAAAAAACAAGUUUUUAUCAACCUGAAUGAACAUAUUUUUACAGACAUAUGUGCUUUCAUAUACCGUGUGUUUCUAUAUAAAACGUAAAUAUAUAAAUGCGGAGAAAGUAGAAGAAAAAAAAACCAGUGAUGAAAUUUCAGAGACAUUUCGGGGGAAGUUAAACGGCGAUGGCAAUGUCCGUCCCUUUUUGUUCUCAGUGAACCAUCCGGAUGAUUUCCCAUUAUGAUAUUUAAUAGGACAGCUGUGUAGCAGUAGCUGGGUGGUCUGAGACCGCCUCAUAUUUAUAAAGUUGUGUCCUUAAAUCCUCCGGAUUAUUACGUCCUGGCACACACAGGCCCUUUUUUUUGUUUUUUUGCAAUUGACAACAUAAGAAGCCAACCAAGAGGCGCCCACACAUGGAUCUCUCUGUAUCGCCCCCUGGUGGUAACCUCGAGGACCUGUAAACCAGACUCAUCACCAGCUGAGAGUUGUAUAUUUUCAUAUCCUCUGCUUUUUUUUUGUGUGGGGGGUCGCAGUCUUUUUGAAACUGUUCUGACAAAAGGACACUUGCCAAACAUCGUCAUGGUUUUUUGUUUAGUUUCGUGCACUUCUAUCUUCAAACCAACGUGAGUUAGGUUCCAGAACCGACUGGUGGGUCCGGUGGAACCCCUCGCAGGCCCGACUCCCAGCCCCCGUCCGUCUGUCCCCGCAGUGCCUCUGGUGGAGCUGUGGAUGAGUUUCCUAUUAUUAUUAUUAUUAUUAUCUUUUUGAAAGUUGUUCUGCUGUAUUUAUAUAUGACGCCAUAAAACACGGGCGAGAUUUUAACAGGAUGAUUCAGUCCCAUCGAAAGGAUGGGACUGAAUUAUUUUAAAUAUAAUAUUUCGCGUUGGGGCUAUAAGGGACAAGAGACUCGUCUUCAUUCCCACAAGAUGUUUCGUCCGACGUGGUAACUGCUCCCGGUCUCUUUUUUUUCCCUCUCCGUCUCGGAGUCCGAUCUCCACCAGUCAGCCUCUCGCUCCGACUGCAUCCACCCGGUUUAUUCGUCUCCGUGUCGACCUCCGGCAGGACGCCGUCCGCCUCCAGGAGGCUCUGUUUCCUAUUUAUUGGGUGCCGUGACGGUUCUUGGUUUGGCUUGUAGACUCUGUUUUUGUGGUUUGGCUCUAACGACCUCUUUCAUAUCCUGUACGAGUGUGUGUAUAUAUAUAUAUAUAUAGUUGUCUCCUCCCUUUCUCUUUGACCCCCCUCUCCAUCCUUGUAUCUGUAUCUCUCAGCCGCUCAUCAUCAUCAUCGGCAAGUUGGCAUCGCCUUCAUCGUACGUGUGGUUGUUUUUUUCACAAAGUGCAAUGUAAUCUUUCAAAUAAUGUUUUUCAUAAUAUCUCUUUUUAUGUUUGUUUUUUCCUACAUCUUUUCAUUUCAUCACUUUAAUCGGACGUUUUGUUUCCCGUGCCGUCGUCGUUUUGAUUUUCUUCUGCAUGUACAUGUCGCUGCGUCAUCCGGUAUUUUUCAUUUUGUAAUUUUGUUUUGUUUUUAUAAAAAUGUUUGAAAACAUUUGAUAAGAGGGUCUGAUCACUAUCUCACUGAGGUUAAGGACUGAAAUGGAGAAAGAUCCCAUCCAAUGACUUUCUGAAGCUGAUAGACUGAAAGCUGCGCCAGCUGCGCUUUAUUCAUUUACUUGUCUAUUUUCAGAUUAAAAGUGAUGUCCUAUUCCUGCCAGGAAAUCAUAUCAGAAGUGGACCACACUGACUGAAUGUUAUUUUAAAUUAAGCUUCAGUUUAACUUUCUGUGGUUAUCCCUAAAGGAGAAGAUCUCCUUUUCUAUCUGUAUGAAAGUGAACGUCUCCUUUAAGGAAGUGGGCGGGCUGUCACUGGACGCCUCCCAUUGGUUGCGUCCUGUCCUGACUCUUCCCCCUUGUCCUGCCAUGUCUACAGGUUGUUUUGGAAGGAAGGGGGUCAGAUGUGGCUCAGCCUGAUGAAUCUGACAAACUGAAUAAAACAACUUAACUUCCCAUAAUUCCUUGUCGUAAAAUGUUUUGGCAGCUGGAGACAAAUAAAGGGGGAGGGGUUGGGGAGUCGCCCAUCAUUUUUCGCACUCUUUUUCAGUCUUUCUCUGCAUUGAUCUGCUUCUCCUGCUGGGUUAUUAUUAUUAUUGCUGCUGCUGCUCUGUGGCUGUUGUAAUAUAAAUACAAAAGAUCUUUAACAGGAAAAAUAACAACUAUGAUGUGAAAUAAUUUCAAUCAAAAAUAAAUCUUCUGUGAAUGUU
Molecule: messenger RNA, 5903 nt
Organism: Pseudoliparis swirei
Lineage: Eukaryota; Metazoa; Chordata; Actinopteri; Perciformes; Liparidae
Gene: cmip
Product: c-Maf inducing protein
Exons: 21
Coding region: 614-3070 (818 amino acids)
Cellular component (GO): cytosol; nucleoplasm
Source: RefSeq, a predicted model, not a curated record